AUGGCGGUGAAGUCACUACCCGCCAACAUAGACUCAGAAGCUCAGAUCGAGGACAUGGCCAGACGGCUUCAAGAGAUCCUCCAGAACUCUGCCAGGGCAUGUGGCAGGGUCAGUCGCGGUCGCCGCGCACGAAGCUCUCCAUGGUGGAACCAGGAGUGCAAAGACGCACACGACGACCUUCCGCAUUACACGACGCAUCUACGAAGAGGAGAGGAAGUGCAAAGGUCCAGAGUCAAAUUCUGCCGCAUCCUAAAACGCACAAGACAGAAGUUCUGGCGCAAUACAAUCAACGAAGUGACUACGGCGGAAGGCGUUUAUAAACUUACCAGGUGGAUGAAGCCGAGACAGCGUCUUCAGCCCCCGCCGCUCCAGGUGGGCGACAUGACGUACUCUACUGACGUAGAGAAGGCCAUGGCGCUACGGAAAGAGAAACUGGAACGCCGCGACGCGUCAGACGACAUCGCCAACGGAUGGCAACCAGCUGUCAGUCCCCCUAAAGAGAUCCCAUUCGCGAGAAUCAUUUCGACCAAGGAGGUUGAGAAGGCUGUCUUACACACCGGGAACACAACGCCCGGCUCAGACGGAAUAACGACCAGGAUGCUUCAGGCCGCCUGGCCACAUAUUGCCCGACCCGUCACAACACUAUACAAUGCUUGCCUACGACUCGGUCAUCAUCCCAGCGUCUUCAAGACUGCUGAGGUUGUCAUGAUCCCGAAGCUCAACAAGCGGGAUCUCACCAGCUUCCUGCUCGAUAGGUUAGCCAGCGUGCGGUUCCAAAACGCGACCACACCAAGCGCGCGACUACGAUGCGGCCUGCCUCAGGGUUCCCCCAGCUCCACGGUAAUCUAUAUCUUGAUUACGGUGGCGAUCUACUUCCUCUCCGGCGCUGCCCAGAGAUACGGAUACGCAGACGACACAGCGAUGCUCUUUAUCGGAGACUCGCUGGAGGACACAGCGAGGCAAGCGAACGAAGCCAUCGCAGCCAUGGAAUCGUGGGGAAGAGGCGAAGCAAUCCACUUUGACCCAGAAAAGACAGAAGUCAUGCAUUUUUCCAGACGCAAGGCAGAUCACGACCAAUCUCCCAUCAUUCACCACGGCGACAAAGAGAUACGGGCAGCGCCAUCCAUGCGGUGGCUCGGCAUCUGGCUAGACAAGUAA
Akanthomyces lecanii RCEF 1005 is the source of this 1158-nucleotide messenger RNA. The record is from the annotation of a GenBank genome assembly. Lineage: Eukaryota; Fungi; Ascomycota; Sordariomycetes; Hypocreales; Cordycipitaceae.